UAUACAUGACCGUAUAGCCAUGUCUAAAAAUCAGCAAAUAAAGCGUGCCAUAAAGAGGCUGAUGCAAGAUCUGACAGAAUUGAGGAGGGAACCGGUGGAGAAUGUGUCUGCCUGUCCGCUGGACGCUAACAUGUUGGAGUGGCACUGCAACUUUAAACAUGAUCAAAUAAUCUACCAUCUGAUCCUUUUCUUUCCUGAGAACUACCCCUAUGACAGCCCAAGUGCAGAAUUUGUUCCAAUCGGCUUUCAGUACAAUAGUGGAGCCACAAAACCUGGAAAAAAGGGAACCAAGGUCUGCCUGGAUAUUUUUUCUGACUUUGCGGAUAUACAUACAGAGUGGAAGGACCAGAAGUCUGUUGGCUGGUCACCAGGAUAUACAAUACAAACUGUACUGCUCAAUGUUGUGGCCUUUCUUGCAGAGACUCAAUCUGGCGACAGUUAUUGGAUGCGGGAUGCAACAGAAACUAAUUUGAGACUUUCCAAGAAGUUUUCAUGUGAGGAUUGUGGUCAUACUUACAAAAAACCAUUUCCCCCAUUAGAUCAUGGAAAACCAGAAACACAAACAAAGAAAAAAGAUGAUGCGAAAUUGAAGAAAGGGGAUCCGAGUCAUGAAAUAAUUGAUUAUAUGUCGAAGGAAGUCUUUGACAAGGGAAUCCCAAAAACUGAUUCUGAAUUGUUUGGGUACGGUCUAAUUGUCUCCGGGCCAAAACAUAGACCCUCACUGACCACACCUUGUGAGGCAUUCAGUCUGGAGUCAUUCGAAAGCAUGAAGAAAGCAACUGGAAAAGUUAAGAGUGUGAUGCGUGAGGACAUCAGCUUCUUUCUGCCUAUGUUUAUUCACCCUCCUCAUGGGGCCAAGAUACAGGGAGUUUUUGAAUCAACUUUGAGAGAAUGCGCUGCCAUACUUCCAAAAUGUAACCCAAAGAAAACUCCAAUUGAGGACAUGGUGCUAAAGGUAAUUCCAAAUCUGAUGAGUGCCACCGUGGUGGAGUUUAGCAAGGGGACACAACACACCAGUGACAAUGCGCUCAAUGGCUACUUUGCUUUACACAGACUAAUGCUGUGGGCACUGGAUACAUAUCCUACCUUACAGAAGGAGAUUGACAGCAGACUGAAGAUUUUUAUUGACAAUGAAGAUCAGAGAACAAAGAAGGCAUGUCCACAUAUUGGGGAGUGGCUCAUGCUGUUGACAGCUUCCUCCAAGUACAGGUGGGAAGGUGCUGCUGAUGCAUACCUGUCAGAGAGCUGGAAACGUCAUGUGAUGUGGUAUGUCAAAGAAGACUCACAACUUGGAUUCCUGGACACCGAUAAGAAAGUCAGAAUCUCGAAAACAUUUUCCAGUACACAGGUCAGCCGGAAACUUCUAGCCUUCCAGGUCCUGUUCCUUGAAAUUGCUAUGCCAAAGGGAAUGAGCCAGGAUGCCAUGAAAAAGAGAUACGAUAACAACAUGGGUUUCCCUACUGAUGCAAUGGUGGCAGAUAUGAAGGCUUGUGUCCAAAAAAUUAAUGAUGUUAAGACAUACCAGGAUUGGUUUAAGGUUGUGAACCUGAAGCCACCCACUGAUGAUCAGGUGUAUGACAGACUUUUGGUCGCUGUUAAAUAUGCUAUAUAUACAGAUGGUUAUCACUGGACAUUCUGGAAGACAGGGGGUGGCUGGAAUGCAGUACUGGCCAAGUACAAGCCAUAUGUACCCAAAGAAAAGAAAGCUGAGGACGAUGGCAAGGCUGGAUCCAGUUCAAGUGGCAAGGGGAAAGGAAAGGGUAAAGUUGAAAAGGCUGACCAAUCAGAUGAUGAAGAUGAUGAACCAGCUCCUGCUAAGGCAGUUCCUAAGGGACGUGGUAAAGGGAAGGCGGCAUCUGCACCAAAACCGGUUCCAAAAGGCAGAGGCAAAGGGAAGGCAAAAGCUGUGGUGGAAGAUGAUGACGAAGAAAUGGAAGUAGAGGAAGUUCCUGCAAAGGGACGAGGAAGAGGCCAGAAGAGGAAAGCAGAAGAACCAGCAGGUCCUGCCGCUAAGAAAGGACGAGCAGCACCAAAAGGACGAGCAGCACCAAAAGGGAAAAAGAAGUGAGGAAUGUAGGAUUGAAAAGCUGAUAUAAUAGGUGGAUGACUGAGGUAGUUAAGUUUGUUUGUGAUUUUCCUGGAGUUUCUUAUUUUGGAUAUAUUGAUCAGUAUAUGCUGAUGAAUUUUGUUUCAAAACAAGGUUGUUUUUAUCUUUAAUUGUUAUAUUGUUUAUGUGCAAUGUAUUUUGUUGAGUUUAAAUUUUGCAGUUUGUAAAAAGAUUGCGUAAUUUCUGGCACUUGAUGUCAUGGAUAAACAGUAGUCACAAAAGAAAACACAUGUACUAAAAAUUAAUGUAAGUUUUUGACAGUUUAUCAUUUUGUGGUAGCCAUAUUUGCUCAGUUGUCAGACUGUUACGUUAUGUAUACGUAUAUAAGAAUCUAUCACACACUUAUGUUACUUAUUUGUGAGGGAGAAGGAAGUUGAGGAUGUUCCAAAUUUUCUGAAAGUGAUUUCUAGCUCUGUAAAUGUGAGAAAAUAUACAUUUAAAAAGAAAUCCUCUAGUUGGAAGAUUACAUGUACUUUAGACAAUUGUAUCAUUCAAACAUAUAGAAAUAUAGAUGAAGCUCCCAUAAGUUCAAUUGAUCAAUCUUCAAUCUUUUUUUUUUUUCCUGUGUUAUUACUCUAUCCAGAAUUGUUACAAGAAAAUAUACUUUAUAUAUCGUGUUCCAAAAGAUUAUAAUGCAAGGAAUGCUAUUUAUAAAGUAAUGUAGAUUUCUGCAUUGUUGGUAAUAUUUGUGGGGUUUUAAAAGAUUCACAAUCGUUUAAGAUAGCAUGAAAAUAAUUACUCAUGAAACAUUUUAACAGUCAAUCAAAAUCUUUGAAAAUGCAGUUUAUUAUCCCUGUAUUGUUUACCAAUAGUCUUGUGCGAAAUAUAAUCCCCAUGAACUUAACCAACUUGGGACAUCUCAGAAAUAAUGACCCUGCAAAAUAGUUUUGUCUUGUCAUAAAUAUCAUAACUCAUUGAUAUGACUCACAUUUUAAAAAUCUUCUUCUCAACACCCAGAUAUGGUAGAAUGAAAUUCUCCUGAUGGUUUGAAGGGCCUUAAGGUCUUUACAAAAAUUGUGAAUUUCAUGACCCCAGGGUCUCACAUUGUCCCUUGUUGAGGAGGUGAUGUUUACAAUAGUUUUUACAGGAAAACUGGAUUUUUGAGAAUAAAGGUGUCUAGUUUUGCCGUUGGAAAUGGCUUGGUAAGAAUAAUCAGUAUUAAUGACAGUUUUGAUGGUAUGUGUUUACUGACACUGACUAAACCUUAAGGACUAAAAAACAUAUCAUUUAAGUCUUACUAUCAUCCGUGUUACAAUGUCUUUUUAUUGACAUUUAAAACUACUUGCUCUGUAACCUUUAUAUUCAAUAUUGCUUAUCUCAUGUGACUGUCUAGGCAGCUAGGCCCCUUGUUAGUUAAUAGAACCUAAGAUCUUUUGUGAUAUAUAUUUAAAACAUUUUAUUGAUGUAAUUUAAUUGGGAUCUUGUGUGAAAUUUUAUGCUUUUUAUGAAAACAAAGCAACAUUGUUUUUUUAACUUGUGUGCUAUAUGGUAUUUAACCUGUUUUAUUUUUAUUGCUUUUGAUAUAUUGUUGACAGUACUUACAUAGAAUAUUGUACUGUUGUAAGUUGCUCCCAAAAACAAAUUCAAUCAACUGAUUUUCUCUAAAAAAAAAAGUAGGCUUGUUUAAGCUUGAUUCAGCUAUUGUCACUUAAAAUACAUGAUAUUUUGAAUUUAAAUCCAUGUACACAGGAAUUUAUUGCUUCAAAUGUAUUCAGAUAAACUAAAAGGAAAGAAAGCAAAACAAACAAACGCUAUACUGUAGAUUAUGUUAAUUUUCCUUAUUUUUAAUUUAUUCGAUAUGACUGAAAAUUAUAUAUGGAAUAAUAAUGUCACUAUUUAUUUGGUAUCCUGAUAUUUGGACCUGACAGAAGAAAGAGUAAAUAUUGGUGAUUUCUGUCUUCAUGAUUUCUUUCCGGGGCAGGUAAUCAUGGACUUGUUUGGUUGAUUGCAGGCUUUCUGUCACAAUGGCACUUCCUAUCACCAGGGUUGUCUCAGAUGUUCUGGUGACAUGUGUAUACAUGUACCUAGUUAAGUGAUAUGGAGUUGCAAAGAAAUGAAUGUUGAAAUAGUCGGCAUAUCGGGUCAAAAGGACUCGGCAGCCAUUACUGAAAGUACUAUUUUCAAGUACACACAUACUCAUCAACAUAAAAUAAUUGAAAAAAAUAAAUGAUAUUUUAAUAGAAGCCUUAUACACGUCUGCACAAUUUAGAUAUAGUAUAAUAUUUGU
Molecule: messenger RNA, 4334 nt
Organism: Ylistrum balloti
Lineage: Eukaryota; Metazoa; Mollusca; Bivalvia; Pectinida; Pectinidae
Exons: 6
Coding region: 20-2068 (682 amino acids)
Source: RefSeq, a predicted model, not a curated record